Molecule: messenger RNA, 630 nt
Organism: Parnassius apollo (apollo)
Lineage: Eukaryota; Metazoa; Arthropoda; Insecta; Lepidoptera; Papilionidae
Source: the annotation of a GenBank genome assembly
AUGCUGGUGACCUAUUUGAAAGCCAGCCGGGAACUUUGCGAGACGGACUCAAUUCUCUUUGGCGCCGCACUGGCAGUCUGGCGUAUUAUAGGCGCCAAACUUUCCACGGCUGGACGCACUACUGCCCUCAUCGGCAGACUGAUAUGCUUCAGGUCAAGCAAUACCAGGCCAAGGAUUGUGCGCACCGUCAGUGUGGCGUUUGCUGAGACAAAUGUUUUUUUGUCCCAGCCGGAUAUAAUGCAAAAACUGACGGAGCGCAUAGACGACCUUAAGCAGAGAAUCGCUGCUUGGGAAAAGCGAAUUCGGCGAUAUACCGAGAGGUCGACACGGUUUAACCAGAAUCGUCUCUUCCAGAGUGAUUACAAGAGGCUCUAUAAAUCAUUGGAGCGACCAAUGGUAAGUGAAACGGGCCCAGUACCGAAUCAGGCCGACACGGUCGCAUUCUGGCGCAGCCUGUGGUCAGAGCCCGUAAACCACAACGAGGGCCCUUGGCCGGAAGUUGUGGCGAGUCAGUGUGCGGGUAUUACGCGCAUGGAUCCCGUCAACAUAACGCCGGAUGACGUAGCUGAGGCGGUCCGUAGGAAAAUAAUUUCGGCUGGCAUACCACCCCACAUGUCGGUCACCUCGUGA